Molecule: messenger RNA, 3221 nt
Organism: Pocillopora damicornis (cauliflower coral)
Lineage: Eukaryota; Metazoa; Cnidaria; Anthozoa; Scleractinia; Pocilloporidae
Molecular function (GO): RNA binding
Source: RefSeq, a predicted model, not a curated record
UCUAGCAGCCUUUUUCCCUCGAGUCGUAUCUCUUCGAACACGUGGGAGAGGAAUCGUGGUCCUUUUUUUUGCGGGCUUGUUGUAAUCACUUCGAAAAUGGCGAAGUCUGACACUUCCAAGAAGGAAAAGGCAGUAGAUGUAUCUAAAAAGCUUGACAAAGAGAAAAAGUCGAAGGUUAAGGAACAGAAACCUCAUGCAAUUAAUGGAACAAAGAAAGUCAAGGCUAAAAUCCAGAAAAAGGCAGGUAAAGGAAAACCAGAGAAGCCUCCUCCAGUUCAGCCCCCUUCAGACUCGGAUGACUCAAGUUCAGAUGAGGAUGAAGCUGGGUCAAGAAAACAAGCUAUCUUUAAAGAUCAAAAGAAGGAAAAACUCGGUGCACCACAAGUGCGGGGAAUUGAAAACACACAAGGAGACACAUCAAGUGAUGAGUCCUCCUCAAGUGAUAGUGAAACAGCCAUGAAGGUAACACCACAGCAGACAAAAGCACAGUCUUCAGACUCUUCUGAUUCUUCAGAUGACAACAAGAAAACAAAAAUUACCACAAAGAAGAAGCUUAAAAAGAAAACUGAGCAAAAGAAGUCAAAUGGGAAACCAGCUGGAGGAGUGGCUGUUGAACCACCUGCUGAUUCAAGCUCUGAUUCAUCAGAUGAAGAAGAAAAGAAACCUCUCAAAUCACAACAAGUAGUGAAGAAACCUCCUCCUAAGAGGGCAUCAUCAGAAUCCAGCUCAGAUUCCUCUGAUGAAAAGGAAGGAAAACAAAAAGCAGGGACAGAGAAUGGAAUUAAAAAAAAAAAGACACAGCCUAAAGCAGCCUCUUCUGAAUCCAGUUCUGACUCUUCUGAUGAAGAAGAGGAAAAAACAAAAGCAGGCCCAGAGAUGAAGAAUAAAAAGAAUGCAGUCAAAGUUAAAGCAGCUUGCUCUGAAUCCAGCUCAGAUUCUUCCGAUGAAGAAGAGGAAAAAACAAAAGCAGUCCCAGAGGUUAAGAACAAAAAGAAUGAAGUCAAACCUACAGCAGCAUCCUCUGAAUCCAGCUCUGAUUCUUCUGAUGGAGAAGAGGAAAAAUCAAAAGCAGCUAUAGAUACUAAGAAUAAAAAGAAAGAAGUGAAUUCUAAGGCAGUUUCCUCAGAGUCCAGCUCUGAUUCUUCUGAUGAUGAAGAGGAAAAAUCAAAAGUAGUUGCACAGAUGAACAAUAAAAAGAAAGAAGUGAAAACCAAGAAAGCUUCUUCUGACUCCAGCUCAGAUUCAUCAGUUGAAGAAGAAGAAAAAUCGAAAGGAGUCACAGAGAUAAAAAAGAAAAAGAAAGAGGUGAUAACCAAGAAAGCUUCCUCUGACUCCAGCUCAGAUUCUUCAGAUGAUGAAGAGGAAGGACCUAAAGUAACAAAAACUCAGAAAGGAAAUAAUAGUAAUGAAGUGAAACCUCAAGAAACAUCUUCUGAUUCUAGCUCUGAUUCUUCUGACGAAGAAGGUAGACAGAAAAGAAAUAAAAAUGGAACUAAAAGCUCCAGUAAUAGGGCCUCAAAGGAAACCAAUGAGAAUUUGAAGUCUGAAUCAGAUUCAAGGAGUGAGAAUGAAGAUGAACCAGCUGCUGAGGAUACAACCCAGGCCAAGAAACGAAAGAACAAUUUUCAUGAGGAACCAGUCAAGGCCAAGAAAUCCAAGAAGCUGAAGGAGCCUUUGAUAGAAAAUGAGGAAGGAUAUAAACAAAAAAGAAAGGCAGACACUUAUGGUGAAGAUUCUGGAGGCAAGAAAUUUAAACAAGAUGAUGAUGUUACUGAGAAAAUUUCACUGUAUGUGGGAAAUUUGUCUUUUGACACCACUGAGGAAAGCCUGCGGGCUCUGUUUGAGGACAAUGGUGCAACCAUAGAAGAAGUGAGAAUCAUAACAAGAGAUGGAUUGUCCAGAGGAUUUGGCUAUGUCGAUUUUUCAAAUCAUGAAGAAAGUCAAAAGGGAUUGGAACUUGAUGGUUCAGAACUUGAUGGCAGAGCGUUAAGAGUCAAUUUAGCAGAGCAAAGACGCAACCAAAAUGAGAGAGGACAAGGAAACUCGCGAGGCAGAGGUGGUUCUAACAGAGGCCGUGGUAAAAGUACUCCAUCAACCACCUUGAUAUGCCUUGGUCUAUCGUACAACACAGAUAAUGACUCAUUAAGGGGAGCUUUCCCAGAUAGUGUCAGCGCACGAGUCAUCACUGAUAGGGACACAGGCAAUCCAAGGGGUUUUGGUUAUGUGGAGUUUAACAGUAUUGAGGAUGCACAGUCUGCAAUAUCCACAAUGGAAGGACAAGAAUUGGAUGGGCGUUUCCUUCGACUUGAUUUUGCAGAACCAAGAGGCUCCACACCUGGGAGUGGAGGUGGUAGAGGUGGCGGUAGAGGUGGUAGAGGAGGAGGAAGAGGUGGCUUUGGAGGCAGAGGAGGGGGAAGAGGGCGGGGAAGAGGAGGAUCUCCCUUCAGUGCCUCACGUAAAGGAAAUAUUCAGGAAUACAAAGGGACAAAGAUCUCAUUUGAUGAAUAGGUGGCUGAUACAUUUGGCCAAUUUUACCAUAUACCAUAAUGUGUAAAAAGUUAGAGGCUAUGGUUUAGAGUCUUUCUUCGCGCAUUCCAUCUCUGUGUUAGAAACUUCAUUAAUCCAUUAGAGGCGUAAUACUUAUCAGCAGAGUGUGAAUUUCUUAGUGAAUCAAAGAAAAUGUUCUAUAUUUCGCUAAAACAUAUUAACAACACCUGGCACAAACCCAAAGACAGAUAGAAUGCGUAGUAAUUAUUUAUAUCAGUGAGAACUUAAUAAUUACACUCGUCAUUUUAAUACCGUGAGAUUUUAUUGUUUUUAAAUUCUCUGUCAAAUUUGUAAUUGGUAGGUAAUCUAAACGAUUUGUGAAAGAAAGCGUUGCGUUUUUUUCUUGUUAAUAUCAGAAAAUUGAGCGGCAGACGUUUACCGCCACUCGUGAACAAUGCCCAAAAAGUCUCCUCUUUUCCAGUUGUGGAAAGUGCAAAUAGUAAAUGCAAUUGUCUUUGGUUUAAUUUUUUUGAUCCCUUAGUUUUAUUCACUUUCCAAACGUUCCAAUGAGAGGUUUUCAUAGUUUGUAGGUGGAGUGGAGAUAUCUGUAUUAGAAGUGUAUCCCUUUCAACACCACUGAAAGCGUCUAAAGAGUAUUGAAAUAGGUCUGAUAUUACUGACUGCUGUGAUUUGUAACACAAUAGAUAAUUCAAUAAAGUAUGAUUUACUCUGAA